This is a messenger RNA of Ipomoea nil (Japanese morning glory), 1760 nucleotides long. RefSeq names its product isoleucine N-monooxygenase 1-like. Gene Ontology annotation, molecular function: oxidoreductase activity, acting on paired donors, with incorporation or reduction of molecular oxygen; monooxygenase activity; iron ion binding. Lineage: Eukaryota; Viridiplantae; Streptophyta; Magnoliopsida; Solanales; Convolvulaceae. The record is from RefSeq and is a predicted model, not a curated record. The transcript is spliced from 2 exons. The coding region runs from base 35 to 1636 and encodes 533 amino acids.
GAAAGUUUUAAGCUAAGAUUUGGUACAAGCUAGAAUGGGGAUAAUUGAUAUGCUUAUUAUUAGCUUACCAUUCUUGUCAUUGAUCCUUCCUCCAAAUGUCGUUAUAAUUCUGAUAAUCUCAGUGUUUCUCUCAUGCAAAUGGCUAAAUAACCAAAAAGCUGCUAAGCAAUUCCCACUCCCUCCAGGCCCCAUGUCAUGGCCUGUAGUGGGAUGCUUCCCUCAAAUGCUUACAAACAAGCCAGUUUUCCGGUGGAUGCUCAAUCUCAUGGAGGAGAUGAACACCGAAAUCGCCUGCUUCCGCCUUGGGGGAACCAAUGUGAUUUCCGUAACAUCCCCGGAGGUGGCGCGUGAGAUACUCAUGAAACAAGACUCGGUGUUUGCGUCAAGACCGGCCUGCUUGUCAGCACAGCUGAUAAGCAGUAAUUAUUUGAUCUCCCUGGUUACCCCUCUGGGCGACCAGUGGAAGAAAAUGAGGAGAGUUCUUACCUCUCGUGUGCUCUCGCCCAACACGCUUAACUGGCUGGCUCACAAGCGGGCGGCAGAAGCCGACCACCUCGUACGUUACAUCUACAAUCAGUGUAGAAACGCCGCAGGUUGCGGAGUAGUGGAUGUGAGGGCGGCGGGGAGACACUUCUGUGGGAAUGUGAUUAGGCAGAUGGUGUUCAGCAAGAGGCAUUUCGGCGCAGGGGUGGAAGACGGCGGGCCUGGCGUGGAGGAAGAAGAGCACGUUAAUGCCACCUUUGGAGUUCUUGCUUAUGUGUAUUCUUUUGGUAUCUCGGAUUACUUUCCCUGGCUAAGGAUGUUUGAUUUGGAUGGCCAUAGGAAAGCCCUCAAGAAAGCUGUAAAAGGUGUUAGGAAGCACCAAGAUCCUGAAGUCGAUGCUAGGAUUAAGAUGUGGAAUAAUGGGACGGAAACUGAGCAACAAGAUAUUCUUGACGUUCUUAUCAAGCUCAAGGAUAUUGAUGGAAGACCAUUAUUGACAUCUGAAGAGAUUAAAGCACAAAUUCUUGAACUAAUGAUAGGAAUUGUGGACAAUCCAUCAAACACGACGGAAUGGGUAUUAGCAGAAAUGCUAAACAAGCCUGAUAUACUCCAGAAUGCCACGGAAGAACUAGACAACAUUGUCGGAAGAGAAAGGCUAGUACAAGAAUCUGAUCUUCCAAAGCUAAACUACCUCAACGCAUGUAUAAGGGAAGCAUUUCGCCUUCAUCCAUUUGCGGAUUUUGCUCCUCCACACCUUUGUACUUCUGACACAACUGUUUCCAAUUAUUUCAUACCCAAGGAUAGUCAUGUCAUAAUAAGCCGCCCCGGCCUGGGGCGGAACCCUAGGGUCUGGGAGGAGCCUCUCAAGUUCAUGCCAGAGCGCCACUUGAAAAAUGACGGGUCUGAAGUGAGCUUUGUUGACCCGGAGUUGAGGAUUUUAUCGUUUAGUACUGGAAGACGUGGAUGUCCGGGCAUUCAACUAGGUUCUUUGGUUAGUAGCAUGUUGCUGGCUAGGCUUGUGCAAGGGUUUGAUUGGGUGCAGUGUGGAAGAAUUGAGCUAAGGGAGUCGAAACAUGAUCUCCUUCUGGCACACCCUCUCCAUGCACUUGCAAAACCAAGGUUGCCUCACUACAUCUACUCAUCCCUGGAAUAAAUUAUAUAUACCUACUAUUUUGGGUAAAGAGGGAAACAUGCAACAACUAUUAAUGGUGUGCACGCGAUAAACCUCACUUUGUAUUUCUAGUCAGCAAAAAACUAAAUAAAUCCGUCUAAGUGGU